AACAGCGACCCAAAAACGGUUAGAGGGACCUACCGGUCCAAUAGGCGAAAGGCGCGCGUGCCAAAAUGAAAUUGUGGGGCCUACAGCUUCCCCGCAAGACCCCAACUGGCGCGCUUGUCAAUCCGUUGGCAUUCCGGCCCUCAUUCUUCCAAAGGCCACAGCCAGGAACGCCUUCCUCUAUCUAGGGUUUCCUCCGUUGUUCCAGCGUUCCUAUCAGCGCAAGCCCUCUGAGUGUUUGACUAAAUGCCCGCAUACUUUCCAUCUCGGACUUUGCCCUAACCCUAAGUAGAAAUCGACCGCCCCAUUUGAGGCUGCUUUGGUGUUAAGCACAUGAGGUUCUCUGCGGUAGAUUGAGAUGAAACUUGACGCUCUACUGACCUCCGCUGGCAUAAACAUCGGCCUCUGCGUGUUUUUUAUCUCGCUAUAUUCGGUGGUCAGGAAGCAGCCUUCAAAUUUAUAUGUUUAUUUUGGGCGGAGUACUCUGACGCAGGAGCGGAAGAAGAGCAAUGAUUCCUUCAAAAUUGGCAGAAUUUUGCCUACUCCGGCUUGGAUACUCGAGGCAUGGGGACCGACCGAAGAUGAGAUAUUGGCAUCCGUUGGUCUUGAUGCUGUUGUAUUUUUAAGGAUGAUUGUUUUCAGUAUCCGAAUAUUCUCCAUUGCUUUCCUGAUCUGCAUGUUUGGGGUAUUGCCGCUGAAUUAUUAUGGACAAGAAAUGACUCACAACCGCAUGGCUCGUGAAUCUUUGGAAGUUUUUACAAUUGUCAAUGUUAAGGAAGGCUCUCAAUGGUUGUGGUUUCACUGCCUUGCCUUGCAUAUUAUCUCUUUCUCAGCUUGCACCCUUCUUUAUUUUGAAUAUCAAAGAAUUUCCAAACUAAGACUGGAUCAUGUUAUAGCUUGUCCUCCUAAACUUAGCCAUUUCACUAUUCUUGUUCGUUCGAUACCACGAUUGGAAGACAUGCCACGUGAUGAUGCCAUUAAAGUGUUUUUCAUAACUUAUCAUGGAAUGAGUUACUUGUCACAUCAAAGAAUUUAUCAGAGUGGAGCAUUUCACAAAUUUAUGACUAAUGCAGAGAAGCUAUGUAGGAAAUUUGUCCCCCUAAGGGCUCUCAGUUUCAACUUUAAAAGAAUACCUGCCAUAAAUCGAUGUGGCCUUUGUGGAGGGACUUCUAGAUCUUAUGAUCUGCAUGAUAAUGCCUUUGACAUUGAGGAGAGAAGAACUCCACUCAGCUGUUCAGGUUCGGGGCAAAGGGAAGAGGAUUCUUCAGCUGCAUUGGUAUUUUUCAAAACACGGUAUGCUGCAGUUGUUGCUUCUCGAGUUCUUCAAUCAUCAAACCCUAUGUUAUGGGUUACUGAUUUGGCUCCAGAACCUGAUGACCUACUCUGGUCAAACCUUUCUAUACCAUACAGGCAACUUUGGAUUCGCCGACUAUCAAUAGUUGUGGCUACUAUUCUAUUUUUGUUUUUGUUUCUCAUUCCAGUAACAUUUGUGCAAGGUCUUACACAGCUAGAUACAUUACAGCAGAAACUACCAUUUCUAAGAGGUAUACUAACAAAGAAAUACAUGAUCCAACUGGUAACGGGCUAUCUUCCCAGUGUUAUCUUACUCGUAUUUUUUUAUUCUGUACCUCCAAUAAUGAUGCUAUUUUCUACCGUGGAAGGAGCUAUCUCCCGUAGUGGCAGAAAGAAGAGUGCUUGUUGCAAAGUGUUAUACUUCACGAUUUGGAAUGUUUUCUUUGUCAAUGUUCUAUCUGCAUCUGUUAUCCAUCAGCUAAUGUUCAUUUCCCAGCCAAAAGACAUUCCUUUUGUUCUUGCUCGAACUUUACCAGGACAGGCUACCUUUUUUAUUACUUAUGUCUUGACUUCAGGCUGGACAAGUUUAUGUGCUGAGCUAGUACAAUGUUUUUCCCUUACGUAUAAUCUUCUACAAAAGCAUGUAUUUAGGAAGAAGGCGGAUGAUCCGAACAAGGUGCCAACAUUUCCAUACCAUACUGAAGUUCCCAGAGUUCUACUUUUUGGGCUUCUUGGAUUCACAUGCUCUAUUCUGGCACCAUUGAUUUUGCCAUUCUUGAUGGUAUAUUUCUCGCUUGGUUACUUGGUAUACCGCAACCAGAUGCUCAAUGUUUAUCGUACGAAAUAUGAGAGUGGGGGACAGCUAUGGCCCGUUGUCCACAACACCACAAUCUUCUCCCUCGUGCUUGCACAGAUAAUAGCCCUUGGAGUCUUCGGUUUAAAGAAAUCAACGGUCGCAUCAGGAUUCAUGAUCCCUCUUGUGAUAUUCACCCUCCUUUUCCAUGAGUACUGCAGAAAACGGUUCCUUCCAAUAUUCAAAAAAUUCUCUGCACAGGCUCUCGUUGAGAUGGACAGACAGGAUGAGAUGUCGGGAAAAAUGGAAGAAAUCCAUAAGCUACUUCAAUCUGCUUAUUGUCAGACUGCAACUAUUCACGAGGAUGAGCUAGUUGACGGGUGUAGCAGAGAGGAUAACUAACUCUGGGUCUCUGGUUCCAAAUUUAAUUCUACACAUCUAAUUCGGCAGGCUUUUUUUGCGGCGAGCUUAGUUCUCUUUUGAGCCAUAUUUCAGCUCAUUAAUCUUCUAAAGUGAAUAAGAGAAAGAUCCUCCCAGGGAGUAUUUUGACACAAACCUCAGUUGUUUUGCAUGUUACAUAAGUUAACUAGAUGGUAGACCAAUAUAUAGAUAUAGCCAUGAAGGGUGUGUAGUUUUUAUUUCUAGUUACCUUACUCAAUUGGAUAAAUUAAGCCAGUUUCUGCUUUCUGAUAUGUUAGAAUGAUAUUGUGUUAGAGUUGUUGCGUACCAUAAACUACAUUGUGGAAUGUUACUAGAAUUUUAACUCGAUUAGUUCAUAGAUGUAACCUCAAAAAUAGGUACCAUUGACAUAUUGUAGCAAUAUUUAUUGAAAUAGCUUACAUGCGUCUACUGGUUGCUC
Phalaenopsis equestris is the source of this 2942-nucleotide messenger RNA. Its product is annotated as CSC1-like protein RXW8. The transcript is spliced from 10 exons. The record is from RefSeq and is a predicted model, not a curated record. The coding region runs from base 356 to 2485 and encodes 709 amino acids. Lineage: Eukaryota; Viridiplantae; Streptophyta; Magnoliopsida; Asparagales; Orchidaceae. Gene Ontology annotation, cellular component: plasma membrane. Gene Ontology annotation, molecular function: calcium-activated cation channel activity.